Epinephelus moara (kelp grouper) is the source of this 577-nucleotide messenger RNA. RefSeq lists its product as uncharacterized. The transcript has 2 exons. The record is from RefSeq and is a predicted model, not a curated record. The coding region runs from base 76 to 489 and encodes 137 amino acids. Lineage: Eukaryota; Metazoa; Chordata; Actinopteri; Perciformes; Serranidae.
CACCCAGCCUGUUGGACAUUUCAACAGAAACUGCCUUCAGUCUUUCUCUAUUUCUCUCUCAGUGUGGAGACAAAAAUGAAGAUGAUGCUCGCUGUGGUUGCCUCCCUGUUGCUGAUUCUCCCGUUCCAGGCCAAAGCUGAAUCAUGUAUUGACAAAGAUGUGGAUGUCUGGGUGGCAAGUGGCCACGGUCUUACAGGAGAUGGACUUCUGAACCCAGAUCCCUAUGUUGUGGUGAAAAUUGGCCCCGUCAAGAAACAAACCAAGGUCAUUUACUCCAAUGACAAUCCAACUUGGUGGGAGAAGCUGACGUUCCCUGAAGCCAGCAGCGACAUGAUGACAGUAGAGGUCUGGGACAAAGACUCGAUCACCGCUGAUGACAAAGUGGGAACCUGCACGGAACAACUGGUCGCAAGUCAAUCUUUUCAAUCAGUUGAGUGCAAAAUGAACAGUGGCAGAAGUUUUGUCAAGCUCUUCUACAAGUGCACUUAAUGUCACCUGCUCUUGAAAAUGAAAGAAAAUACUCUUGCUCAUUGAGAUUGGUGGUAGAAAAAUGCAACUUCUUAUGGAUUACUGAUGG